UCGCAAUGGACAUUUGAUUGCACCAAUCGAAAGUUGACAUGCUGAGCUCCACGACCGUGUAAAAAUUUCAUCAAUCGGCCUAUUCGUUUUAAUUUCGGACGGAUUUGAAAACCCACCAUUAAGUGCGACCUGUUGGUCCCCGCGCGCGUUUUUUCCCAUUGUCCCAUAUUGGGCGCCAAGUGGGCCCCGCCACCGCUGCUCUUAUCCCCCACGAUGAAUAUGUCAAAUCUUUGACGCCUUAGUUUCCCAACUUGAUGGCUUCACAUUUUUAAGUGAUUGAUACCAAUGUGUGCCAUUUUCAUUCCUCUAUCGAAAACUGUUUCACCAGAGGUGUAGAAAGAACUGACUGCCCUCAACUUAUCUCACUCUGUCUGAAUUUACUGGAAAAUGUCCAGGAGAGGAUGCAGAGUGACUAACAAGAGGGAAUCGCUGCCAGGACAGAAACUACUUCCUGUCAUCCUUAACCGCAAGCGAAAAUCUGAAACUCAUGUGCAGGAUUACGAGAAUGAUGUGAGGGACAUGAGGGCAAGGCAGCCGUACCAUCAGCAACAGGCUUGGGAGGAGAAUGUAGGAUGGGAGACAUCAAGUCAGUCAUCAUCUGUCAGCAAUUCUACUUCAGACUUCCGCCGACUGGCUGUCUCGUCGCAAAUUUUAACAUCGCGACUCAGCCCUUUCCCCAAGUUCAACUGGGCAGAUCCGGAUGAGGUUUGGAAUUCUUUGUGUCGUAAGGAUCGCCUUUACAAGCGGAAUCACGACUACAUCCUUGCUCAUCCAUCUCUGCAACCAAGAAUGCGGGCCAUCCUCCUCGACUGGCUUGUUGAGGUGUGUGAAGUGUACCGGUUGCAUCGUGAGACCUACCAUCUGGCGCUGGACUUUGUCGACCGUUACUUGGCCACCCAGACCGACAUACCCAAACAGCAACUUCAGUUGAUUGGUAUCGCCGCUUUGUUUAUCGCUGCCAAGAUCGAAGAGAUUUAUCCUCCCAAGUUGAACGAGUUUGCCUACGUCACUGACGGUGCCUGUAGCGAGGCCGAGAUCAUGAUGAAGGAGCUUGUUAUCAUGAAGAGCUUAAAUUGGGAACUGUCGCCCGCCACUGCCAACUGUUGGCUGGGAAUUUACAUGCAAUUGGCCAACGCACUUGGUGACAAGGAAGAAUUGGAAUCCAAGGAGAAUAGCGGCAGCAAGAUGGAGACUAAACAGUUUUCCAGUCACACCUUUGUUCAAGCUGCCCGUCUGCUCGACCUUUCCACAAUGGAUAUUCUCAGUCUUCGCUAUACGUACAGCGCCAUCGCCGCAGCCGCCGUCUACCACAUCGUGGGCGAGCGGGUGGCGCUUCAAUGCUCUGGGUAUUCUUGGGAGGAAAUUUCAUCGUGCAUUUAUUGGAUGGCACCAUUUGCACUGACCUUGCGCGAAGCCGGACCUGUGGAAAUUAAGACCUUUUCACAGAUUCCCAUCGAGGACACGCAUAACAUACAGACGCACAACAUCGACCUCAGCAUACUGGAAGCUGCUCAAAGCCGGUUAACAGAGUCUGCCGCGUCGCCACCCAGUCCAGCGCUGGGCCCUCUGGGUAUGCUGACGCCUCCGCAAAGCAAAAACAAGGGCCGGACGAGCGCUCCCCUUUCACCCGUCAAUAAUAACACCACUGCCAAUGCCGUAGUACUGACACCUUCCACUCUGAACUCUGAAAGCCCUCGUUGUUCGACCAUAACAUCCGAGUGGAAUGACGAUGCUCAGUCAGCCAUUUCGUAUUCGUAAAACAAAAUUUCCUUUCUUCUUCGUUUUAAAUUCGAUCAUCAUUUCAAACGGCGUCAUUUUGCGCGCGUUAUCGUUCGUUGUUCGACACAGGACAUGGCUACAAACGUUCUUUUCAAUUCUUCUUUUUUGUUGUUGGAAGCUGGACGACCGCAAUAAGAGUGCCAUUCCUCCCCUCCCUUUUCCUUGUUUUACAAAAGAGUUUGAAGAAUUUCCAUGUCACCGGUAAUUAUUUGACAGGAUCAAUGGUUCCACAAGCUUUUUGAUAAUCUUUUUUUGUUCAGGGAAAGGCAUUAUUUUUACAAAAAACAAUUCAUCUUUUCUUAAUGAAAACCUGAUUUGAGGAUUUUACUUAAUUUCUUUCAUUUUUGGUUCAUCAGAGAAUUAACGAAGCUCGCAUGAUAGUCUAGUCCUUUCAGUUGCAAUAAUGCCUUGGGUUAGGUGGGGUUGAAGCCAUUCUCAACUUCAUAACGCCGUACAGUUCACAUCUCAAGGACGUCCUUUGCAUUUGAUUUCUUUUUAUGAGCCGUUUCAUUUUUAAUUCAUUUUUCUCUUUUUUUAACGGUUUCGUUUUAAAACAACUGCCUGAGCCUAUCGUCUGAAAGCGCAGUGUAUUUUAUGCGACUGACGCCAUUGCUAUUGAACUUCCAACAGCCUCAAUGUCGUAUAAUAAUUGUCUGUGGUAAGUGUUAAGUGUUUGCCGACGACCAAUUCACCCCUGUAUUUGCCCAUGCCGUGCCUCAUACCUGUAUUCGUAUUGAUUCGCCAAAUUCAACGAAAAUGUGCACAGACAUCGAACGUGUCAGUAAAAGACUUGAACAGAAGAAAGUUGAAAAGUUUGCGGACUUGGAUUGACAUCUAGACAUUCAUUCCUUCUUCGUUUUUGUGUGUUUCUCUCUUCAAUUCUUGAAUUCAGCAUAUUUUACCUGCCAUUUUUGUACAUUUUCAUCAUCCAUUUCUUAUCCAUUUCUUUUUCCAUUUUUCUGGAUUUUCCCAUUAUGAUUUUGUCAUGCCAUCACAUCAGUCUCUUGAUUCCCUUUUUGUCUCCCUGAGGUUAAUAAAUAAACUAUAUUUCAAUUA
Molecule: messenger RNA, 2835 nt
Organism: Daphnia pulicaria
Lineage: Eukaryota; Metazoa; Arthropoda; Branchiopoda; Diplostraca; Daphniidae
Product: G1/S-specific cyclin-E1-like
Exons: 9
Coding region: 388-1758 (456 amino acids)
Biological process (GO): regulation of cyclin-dependent protein serine/threonine kinase activity; G1/S transition of mitotic cell cycle
Cellular component (GO): cyclin E1-CDK2 complex; nucleus; centrosome
Molecular function (GO): cyclin-dependent protein serine/threonine kinase regulator activity
Source: RefSeq, a predicted model, not a curated record